GCUCUAGCAGUUGUACAGGUUUUAAUCUAAACAUGCUGAUAACUAUUAACAAUAAUGUUAACAUAACUUGUGAUUCUUUAUCUGUUUUGUUUCGAGUCAUUAAAAUGUAAUAUUCAACUUUAAUGCAAUUUUGACAACACAACCUAACAUCAAUAUUCAUGACAAUGUUUUGUUGUUGUUGUUUUUUCUUUUGACUUUACUGUAGCCCAGAAGAGGUUUUUGGGGCAGAAGUAAUCAAUAAUCAAUUUAUCAUAUUUUGUUUUGUGGUGUUAUUUGUUAGUAGAAGUCAUUUAUUCGCCACAAAACAACGAAAAAGCGUUUAUUUGUUCAUUUAUUCACUUGCUCUCUGAUAUUUUGGAUUUUUUGUUUGUUUGUUUGUUUGUUCGGUAGCACAGCUGCUGUAGCAUUUAAAAAAUCCUCCCUGUGUCUUCAUAAGGCAGACAGCAUGAUACGGUGCCUCCUCCGUCCCGCCGCUGUCUGUUUAAGCACCUUGGAGAACUCCGCUCCGCAGCAGAGCGCACCGCAGAGGGUGAAUCGGGACCGUGCGUAAACUACGUCAAAUCCGCGCGGAAGAACGGAGCGCCGCGGUGGCCGUGCCGCCUCGUCUUCGCAGCCCUUUGUUGUCGAUUUUUUUUUUUUUUUUAGCUGACUCUUAAACUUCUUCAGCGUUUGCCCGCAUUGCUUUACACUCAUGUCCCCUCUUCUUACUGCUAGGUGUCGGAUAUGGAGGUUGUGGGGUAUGAGAGAUGUAGAGUGAUGCUGUGUGGGUUUGUAGCUAUUCAUCCUUCAGCCUGGUAAGAUGUCAACACCGCGUCUUGCGUCUUUUUUGCACCUCUUCUACUCUCAGCUUGUUUUUCUCAGAGGUACGCGCAGUGAAGUACCUGUUAACUGUGUGGCUGUGGCGUAACAAGAUGCGCAUGUUGUUAUUUUAUCUCUGUGCUGUAGAUCGGGUUCCACUGGAUUGGCCGAGGCAAAUGCCAUUCAAUACACUCUCCCUGCCUGCAUGGUAUAAACAGCAUGGCCAUCGCACAUUCCAGCAGGUCUAAAUAUAUCUAUUAAGGGCACAGGAGGGGGAGGACUGGUUUAGGGGGGGUGUCUAUCCUGGGACAUUUCACUGUCGUGGUGAACUCGCACCACUUGAAUUUAUCUAGCUGAGAUUGGCAAUCGGUUAUUGCACCCACAGAGGCGAACGCGGCCCUAUCCAAACAUGCCCUCGAAUUACAAUGCGAGAUCCAGGGCGCGGGAGAGAAACAGCGUCCUGAGCAGACCUGAGUUCAUGUCCUUGAACCAUCAGCCCCUUCGCGGCGGUGGUGGCGGUGGCGGCGGCCCCGGCCCCUCUGAGAGCCGAGGCAGCGCAAGGCGACCGGGUCAAAACAAGCACCAAACAAGCCAGCAGAGUGAAGAACCUACCGACAGCGGCAGCAAGGACAGGAGAGAGUCCAGCAAAAUGAUGCCAGAGGAAGACUGUAUGCAGCUGAACCCUUCAUUCAAGGGAAUUGCAAUGAACUCCCUCCUCGCCAUUGACAUCUGCCUGUCCAAGCGCAUGGGGGUGUGCGCCUACACCUCGUCCUCCUGGGGCGGCUGCCGCUCCAUGGUCGCCCUGUUAGCGCUCACGGGGCACGGCAUCACGUGGAUCAUUGGCACUAUCGUGUGUCUCACAAGGAGUAACACUCUGGCUGGACAAGAGGUCCUGGUCAACCUGCUGCUUGCCCUCAUCCUUGAUGUCAUGACUGUGGCCGGAGUCCAGAGACUGGUGAAGCGCAAAGGACCCUGGGAGAUGACGCCCGGCUUCCUGGAUUGCGUCGCCAUGGACUUCUACUCCUUCCCUGCAGCUCACGCCAGCCGGGCUGCCAUGGUCUCCAAGUUCCUGCUGUCCCACCUGGUCCUGGCUGUGCCGCUUCGCAUCCUGUUGGUGCUGUGGGCCUUUCUGGUGGGCAUGUCGCGGGUGCUGCUGGGGAGACACCACCUAACUGAUAUGGUGUGCGGCUUUGCACUGGGCAUGCUUCACUUUAGCUUGAUGGAGUCGGUGUGGCUCUCAUCAAGCACCUGCCAGACUCUUAUUUCCAUUAGCACAUUCAGCUGGAGCCCCUUUUCCUGAGCUCUUGAUAUAAGGCUACACUAGCACACAAGGCUUAUUUGAUACACUAACCCCGCAAUAUCAAAGACUUAGGCAGGUCUUGUAAGUUACUUUUUCCAAGGGUCCGAAGUUCUUAUUGCAGGCUGUGAACAGAAAAGCUUUAAUAUUUAGAUGCAGAUGCUGGCUUGCAUGUAACACCCAAGACAGGCAGGUCACAUGACUUUACAAGACAUUUAUAAUGCUUCACAAAUCCUAGUACCUUCAAUCAGAUCUGCUCACACACACCUCGACUGACUGCUCCUUCAUAAUAAAGGGAAACAAGGAAGUGAUUCUUUUAAGGUCUUUUUUCCUUUUUUGAUUUUUCAUGUCCUAUUUUUUUUUCCUUUUCAUUUCCUUUUUAGAUUUUUUAUGCUUAUACAGUAUAAUAGCUGAUACUAUUCAUCCAUACCUGAAUCUCUUUUGAUUCAAUAAUUCUGCCUUGAGUCUGUGUGCCUCCUUCUCUUUACCAUCUUACUUCCAUUAUGUUACUUUUUACUCGAUUUAUUUUGAAAUAGUUUGUGCUUUUAUUUUGGGCUAGUGAAAUACUUAAAUCGUGUUGAACACUGAUUAGAGUUUGGUGUAAGGGUGUAACAUUGGAUGUGAUACUAAAGUAUAUCAAGUGAUUAUUGUUUGGAUAUUCCACAUUGUUCCUAAUUGGCAUGACUAUGAUGUUUGUGUAUUUCUGAUGGGAUUUUGUUCUUUUUACUGUAUGUUUGAUCAAAUAUGAACUUAUUUUUGUGCAAACCAAAUAUCACACUCGCACAGAAUUUAAUAUUUUUCUUACGGAGUCAAAUAAUACUUACUUCAAUGUGCCAUUUACACUAUGCUUUAAUGAGUUGAAAUCAUUUUUUUACUGCUCCUUAUCGGAUGCUUAUGAUUUGACUUAUGCUGAUUGUAUGCCCCAGUAAAUAACUGAAACAUGUGCACUAUAUGUGUGUAGAUGCACAGCAAAAAUAUCUGUUUCAAGUAUCAGUUUUUAAGAGUUUCUGCCUUUAUUUUUUAAAUGUGUUUUUUAUGGACAUUUCAACAAAACCUGUUUUUUUUUUUCUUGGUAUUUCUUAGUUUUUUGUGGCUAAAGUAUUUCAGUGCAUUGGUGUGUAAAUACACUUUUAUGUACAUUAGUACAUUAGUUUGAUCUGUACAGGGAUCUGUGUUUCAUGUUUUUGCUUUGUUUUUCCAUCUUAUGAAUAAAAUGAGGUGGAAUGUCAGUAAAA
Messenger RNA from Lates calcarifer (barramundi perch), 3330 nucleotides. RefSeq names its product inactive phospholipid phosphatase 7. The record is from RefSeq and is a predicted model, not a curated record. Gene Ontology annotation, molecular function: sphingosine-1-phosphate phosphatase activity. Gene Ontology annotation, cellular component: nuclear envelope. Lineage: Eukaryota; Metazoa; Chordata; Actinopteri; Centropomidae. The coding region runs from base 1208 to 2098 and encodes 296 amino acids. The transcript has 2 exons.